This is a messenger RNA of Lytechinus pictus (painted urchin), 6606 nucleotides long. RefSeq names its product zinc finger protein 37-like. The record is from RefSeq and is a predicted model, not a curated record. Gene Ontology annotation, cellular component: nucleoplasm. Bases 255 to 3143 code for a protein of 962 amino acids. NCBI's taxonomy places the organism in Eukaryota, Metazoa, Echinodermata, Echinoidea, Temnopleuroida, Toxopneustidae. Gene Ontology annotation, molecular function: DNA-binding transcription repressor activity, RNA polymerase II-specific; RNA polymerase II cis-regulatory region sequence-specific DNA binding. The transcript has 3 exons. Gene Ontology annotation, biological process: regulation of transcription by RNA polymerase II.
GGCGCAUUAGUACUACGACAAUUUUCCGUCGUGGAAAUGGACGACGUCCGGAUUGGACUGCUCUGAAAUUUGUGCGUUUAACUACCGACUGCUCACAAAGAAAGGACAAUAUUCCAGUGCAGAUCCAUGAGAGACGGUGCAUGUAAACUUCCACGCAUUGAUGAGAUCUUAAAAGCCAUGCAGUGUAUUCCGUGUUUCCUCCCAUCUUACUUUGUGUAAGCUAGAGGUAGUCUGACGUGGUCUCCUUGGCAUCCAUGGCCUCUAGCCGCCGCUUUUAUCCACAAACUGGUCGUAUAUUCAUCUGUCGUUUCUGCUUCCACCCUUUCUGCAGCCAGCACAGACUGGAGACCCACGAACGCAUCCACACUGGCAAGAAGCUUCACCAGUGUCCCCUCUGUUACAGAGCAUUCUCACAAGCCAUGUACCUAAGAUUCCACCUUGAACAGAUCCAUGGUGGAUCGCAGGAGCAGGUAGAAGUCCAUGUCCAUUCAACUUCAAGUUUGCAAAGCCAAACUGGUACAGUUCUUGAUGCGGUUGUUGGUGGAGGUGUAUCAGGAACGCCGCAUUUCAAUAGCGGUAAUGGUAUUGAGCAGGAGACAUCCGAUGACUUUGCAACAAGGAAUCCACCCUUAGGGGAGAGUAGUAUGGUCCCUGAUGGUGCAUUGGCUGCAGAGAUUAGAACAAGGCAACCAAAAGAGGAAAAUGAUACGCAGCAUGAACUUUCUCCUGAAGGCAGGAGACCUGAUUCUGGAAGCAACAAUGAUGGUCAUGAAUCUCCCUGUGAUAUUAAAGAGGAGAUAGUAAUCCAAAUCGAUAAUGGGAACAAUCAACUUGAACAAUCAUCUCUAGAAUCUUUAGGGGAUCUCAUGGACCUUGCCCCACUCUUCUUCGUUGAGGACAUCCCUGUUGGCACCACGGACCAGUCAAUGUCUUCUAUCAAUAUCCCCAGUGAUGGAUGCAUCAUGCAAAUGCCACCACAGUCCAGUUCUUCGGCUCAGGAAGAUCCUGGCGUUGUCAAGGUCAUGGCCAAAGACACCACUAGCUUUUCAUCCCAGGAAGAUCCUGGUCAUGUAAAGGUCAUGGACAAGGACUUUACUAGCUCUUCAUCCCAGGAAGAUCCUGGCAUUGUAAAGGUCAUGGACAAGGACACCACUAGCUCUUUAUCCCAGGAAGAUCCUGGCAUCGUUGAGGUCAUUAUCAAGGACACCACCAACUCUUUAUCCCAGAAAGAUCCUGGCCUUGUCAAGGUCAUAGUCAAGGAUACCAUUAGCUGUUCAUCUGAGGAACAUCCUGGCCUUUUUGAGGUUAAGGUUGGAGACACCUCAAGCUCUUCAUCACAGGAAAACUCAGUCCUUAUCCAGGUCAAGAUUGAGGACACCCCUAGCUCUGACCAACAGCCCACCAGCUCAGACAAGACAGCCUUUCCGAUCAAAGCUAAAGCUGAUGGAAUAGAGACACGUAUUCCAAGAAAGAUUCGGAAGCAACAGACUCCUCAGAGGACGAUCUUCGAUGAUGAGGAGUCAAUGGCUCUAGCACUUUCUCCUGAAUCUAUGUUGGUGGAAGAUGCAGAGAGGGAUCCAGAAGAGAAUGUUGUGCCUGGAGAUGGAAUGGGUGUCAUUACCACAGAGAACAAGUCCCAUACAUUGACAUCCGUUGUGCUACAGGAGGAGUUGAAGCGAUCAUCUAGCCCGAAGGACCACUCAGAUACUGCCCAACAUAUCCAAAGUUCUUGCCAAGUGCCAUCUGACCAUGGACCUUCAGCUGAUAAUGCUGGUGAUAGUAAGAGAAUAGGUAACAUGUCACAGUCUCCACAAUUUAACCUAGAUGAUACCAAAAACAAAUCCGAUGGGUCGAAUUCUGUUCUGCUUAACCCUUCAAAUCUAGGGGAGAGUGGUAACAAUAAUGCUGGUGGUUGUGUCCUGCCUGAGGUCUCAAGAAAGAGAAAGAGACUGACGUGUGAGCUCUGCGGUAAAACAUUUACGGGUACUCUGUUUCUCAGAUCUCAUUUCAGAGUUGAGCACGGGGCAGAAAUUAUAGGUAUUGAUAGCGAUGACGAUUGCUCGCUUGAUGGGGAAGAGGGAAAAGAAAAAGGUGAAAGUAAUGGUGUAUCCCAAUUCCCAAAGACCCCGAAACUCAAAAAAUGUGAUGAUUCAAAACCUAUGAAAAGGGGAAGAGGCAGACCUAAAGGCUCUAAAAAUAAGGCUAAAGAAUCUCCCAAAACUGUCUCUGCGCAACCUGGCCACAAGAAGUCAAAGAUGGUAGUCAAAAUAAAACAAAUGGUGGCUCAAAAGGCUUCUCCUGAUCCCGUCAACCCAAAGAAAAGAGGCCGACCUCCGAAGUAUAAAGUUCCUGUUUCUUCACCCCUUGAGGUGAAAUCGCAAAACGGCAACUCGGCGCGAGCGAAAAUUUCCCGUGCCACAGCCAGUAAGGCUGUUGACAAAUCUGUCAUUGACCCUUCUAUCAUAAAACGGCAGAGUAUCACUAAUGAGGACUUGGAGCCUUUCAUAGAAAAUAAAAUAAAGAAGGAAAGAAAGGGACCAAACUCCAUAUCUGGAGGUUUCAGAGGUUUCAAAUGUGAUUUGUGUGAAAAAGUGUUUAUUAACAAGAGCGAUCUCAAUCGCCACAUUCGAUCCCACACCGGUGAGCAACCGUACGCCUGUUCCACUUGCGGGAGAAGGUUUGGUGAUUACGCACAUCUUCGGGACCAUCAAAAGCUACAUUCUGACGUGAAAGCGUACGAAUGUAAAAUAUGCGGCAAGAGGUUCGCCCAAUCAGGUGGGCUUUAUUCACAUUCCCGUACGCACGAGGAAAGGAAAUACGGUUGCAAGGUGUGUUCGAAGAAAUUCACGCGCAAGAGCGAUGUGCAGAGGCACCUGCGAACCCACUCGGACCUCAAACCGUUCAAAUGUACUCUCUGCGAACAGGGCUUCAACACAGAACAGUCGCUGAAAGACCAUGCUAAGUUGCAUUCCGAGGAGAGGAAGUUUGCGUGCAAAGAAUGCGGCGCAAGGUUUGCUGGUCGGAACGGCCUGCACUCGCAUUUCAAAACACAUCUUGAGAAGGGAUACGAGUGUAAGACGUGCUCAAAGUCGUUUUCCAGAAAUUCUGACUGGCACAGGCAUAUGAAAACUCAUAAAAAAUAAUAACAUGCAUGUGGAAAUAAUGUCUAGAGUGUACUCGUUGCCUAUUUCAGCCAGUUGUGCUUGCUCAAAGCCUGCUGGAAUUUAUUAAAAAAUAAAUUGUAAGUGUAUCAAUUAAUUUCCUUUUACACCUGUAUGUCUUUUGACAACCAGUUAUGGACCUUCUUUGUAUGCUGCCAAUAACAAAAGUAACAGAAAAAAAAAGAGAGAAGACUAAAAAAAAUUUGGCAACAUAUUGCCAAGUUUUGUGGUUUUGAGUUCAAAUAUGAUAAUCAAAUCUGAAUGUGAAACAUUGGAGGAUUAUGGAAUAAUGUUCAAACUUCUACCUACCCUAACAAUUAUUUGAAAGCUCUCCUCAAAUAAUUGUUCAGUUUGGUAGAAGAUGAAACAUUUAUGUUAUCAUCCCCAACUGAUGAACGUUUUCUGUAUCAUUGGAGGAUUACAUGUAUUACUAAAAAAAUAUGAAGAAAAAAAACUUCAGUAAUGUGCCAAUAUGAACAUCAAUUUGACCACUUGACUUGUGAAUUAGCAUUUGAUCAUGAGGUGCAUCUUAGAGAAAUUUUAAUAGGCGCUAUAUAAAUAUUGAAUUAUUAUUAUUAUCAUUAUUAAAGUUAUAUUUCUGCCCUGUUGGCAUGUUGAAGAACUACAUGUGUUGUGUAUAUGUUGGGGGAGGAGGCGGGGGGGGGGGGGACUUCGCAUUUAUUUCAUGUUUUAAAAGACGUUUACCUCUUCAAACUGCCUACUGGAAUUAUCUGGCGCCAGGCUGAAGUUUUAAAGAGCCUACACGAAUUAUCAACGUCAGUAGUCAACAAGUUAAUGGAUUGCCUUCUGGAACCAGGGGCCUGUUUCAUAAAACUGUUCGUAAGGUACAAAUGACUUUACGCACGACUGGUGACCAUUUCUUGUUCUAAAUGAUAUUCCUAUGUAACUGAUUUAGCGCCUGAGAACAGGUUCCAAUCGUGCGUAAACCAGUGCGUAACAUUAAGAACAGGUGGGUGUUUCAUCAAGCUGUUCGUAAAUUACAAGCGACUUUGCGAAUGACUGAUGAUCUUGUGGUUAAUUACUUGCACCAACUUUUCAUUGGUGUUGAUUUAGAUCUCCAAUCUUUUGUUAAGUCAUUCUUAGAGCUCUUACAAAGCGCUUUAUGAGACACCCACCUGGUGGCCCCUUGCUCUACAAAGCCAAAUGGAAUUAUGCCAGUCAACAGGUUCACCCAUUGCUCACGGGAACAGUGGGGUCUCUAUAUAUAACACCUACUUAUAACAUAAUUACAGAAUUCACUGGUUAAUAGGCAGUUCUCAGUAAUUUUGUUCUGGGGAGCGUUUCAUGAAAGGACUUGUCGGACGUUUUAUCAGACAAGUCCGGUUUUAUCCGACAGUUACCAUAGUAACAGUGCCUCUCAGCCAAUCAAAAUUAAGGAAAGUUAUCAGAUCUGACAACUUGUCAGACAAAAACAUUGAUGAAACGCUCCCCAGAACCUCAGACCUCAUGGUUUACAGCCCAUACACCUAACCUCUUGACAUGCACAUACAUUGUAGGCCUGAGUGUUCAACUUGAACAAUUAAUGCAUUCGAACAGUUUAGCAACAAUCGACAACCAAAUACAACUUCAUACACUAAUCUAAUGCUUCACAAGAUGUUGAUUAUUGAUUUGAGAUGUUUGAUUUUCAAAAGUAUCGAUAUUUGAAAACAAAGCGCAAGAUGAAAUGCUAAGAAUUCCAAACUUCCCUAGACGUGAAAAUGACACAUUGCAUGCAUCAUUCAUUUAAGCUCUUUUGAUAUAUAUACAUGCAUUAGGCACUGUACUGGGACUCUCAACUGACUUUCUUGCUUUUCUCAAAUGGUUGAUUUAGUUCGCUGCACCGUACUGUAAAGCAACACUUUGAGAUUUAAUAAGCCUUUUAGUUAGAAGGACUGUUGGUAAUUGAGGAUUUUUUUAGGACAGCUGGGCGGGCCCCAAGGUCUAUUCCCUUGGAUCCCUUGUGCUGAUACAAGCCCUUUUCUCAUGCAUACUUGUGUUGUAUUGCAGCUCACCACCCAAAACAAUCACUUAUUUGUGAUGGUAUUGUAACACAGGAAAACCUACAGAAUGUGUGCAUUGUAUUUUAUGUAGAAAAUGACAAUAUUCAAUAGUUUGUAAGAUUGUCAAAAUUGUGUUGUCUGACUUUUAAAAAAUUCUACAUUAAAGGACUAGUCCAACCCAACAAAAAGUUGAUUGGAAGAAAAAGAGAAAAAUCCAACAAGCAUAACAUUGAAAAUUUCAUCAAAAUCGAAUGUAAAAUAAGACAGUUCUGAAAUUUAAAAGUUUCGCUUGAUUUCACAAAAUAGUUAUUUGCACAUCCUGGUCGGAAUGCAAAUGAGGAGACUGAUGUUAUCAUCCACUCACUAUAUCUUUUGUAUUUUUUUACAUGAAAUAUGGAUUAUUCUAAUUUUCUCCUCAUUGUCAAGUGAAACAAUGAUUAAUUCCUCCCUGGACAUGUGGAAUUAGCAUUGUUUAAUACUAUAUGGUUCAGUCAAGUUGGUCCUUAUUGUCAAAUCUGUAAAAAAUUAAAUAUUGUAUAAUUCAAACAAAUUAAAACAAACAAAAUAGUGACUGACAUCAUCGACCGUCUCAUUUGCUUGUCACUGAGUUGUGCAUAUCACUGUUUUGUAAAAAAAUAAGCGAAAAUUUAAGAUGUCAUAACUUUCUUAUUUUACAUCCAAUUUUGAUGAAAUUUUCAGCAUUAUGCUAGUUUGAUUUUUCCCUAUUUAUUCAAAUCAACAUUUUUCUGGGGUUUUCUUGACCUUUAAUCACUUUUAUACUAAACAAUUACUGCUUGGGUUUGUCUGCCCUUUCAAUGCAGUUGAACCAGUGCAGUGGCCAUCUCUUAAUCUAGCUGCCACUUGCAUAUCGUGACUAAUAAAGCUAAUGUGUACAUACAUGUAUAUGUGUAAAUGCUUUUACAAUGAACAUGUAUUUAUAAGAAAAUACAGGCUAAUAGUAGCAUAGCAGAAGUGUAGAAGUUCUUUUAAAGUUUUUUUAUAUUUAAUUUUUCUUAACAGAGCAGCGUUAUUCUUCAUGUAUUGUAAUGUAGUUCAUUUAUUAUCUUUUUUAGUAUAAUAUGAGCGGUCUACAGCUUUGAUUAUAGGUUUUGCUGAAUCGAUCCAAGGAAGUAUUAAUCAAAAUCGUUAUUCGUGCACGUUUGUCAGUGUUUUUGUAGCUGAGACCUGGAGUUUCGAAUCACAACGCCACAGGAGAAAUCUUUCUUUCUCCAAUAGAACGUGAACACAUGGCUCGGUCCCAAGAUUAAGGCUGGCAAAGUUGGCUUCGAUGCCGGCCUCUACUUCACCCCUGACAUGUAUCUCUUACCUUUUUAGUGUUUUUCUUCCUUGCAAUAAGGCUUUGGACUGUAAACAAUAUUUGUACAUUGAUAAUGUUCGGUGCUUAUAAAUUGUACAACUGAAUAGAUGAGUUCAUUAGAAUUGAA